Messenger RNA from Ylistrum balloti, 2301 nucleotides. RefSeq lists its product as uncharacterized. NCBI's taxonomy places the organism in Eukaryota, Metazoa, Mollusca, Bivalvia, Pectinida, Pectinidae. Gene Ontology annotation, molecular function: metal ion binding; ubiquitin-protein transferase activity. The transcript is spliced from 18 exons. Gene Ontology annotation, biological process: protein ubiquitination. Bases 1 to 2301 code for a protein of 766 amino acids. The record is from RefSeq and is a predicted model, not a curated record.
AUGUCAGGUAACGGAAGAGAUGUCUCUGUAGCGGAGUGUAUGGUGGAGCUGGAAACAUUCCGUCACGGACUUGAAAAUGUUGAGACAUCCAACAGGAAAUUUCUGAACAAACUUGAAUCCUGGCAAAGGUCUGCUAUUGUACAUGAAGAUAACGAGAGAAAAAUUUCAGAAAUGACAGCUCGCGGAGAAAACAUUUUACGACAACUAGAGGAAAAAGAUAUGAGUUUACAUAGACUUACAAAUAACAUCAAUACGUUAUGUGGCAAAGUCGAUGGACUGCUCAGAGGGUUUUCCGCGAUUAAAGACACACCUGAACAACAUGCAAGACAAGAACAACCAUCAAAAACUGAAGAUAAUACUGGUUCUGUGAAACGUACAAGUGGACAUCCCUCCACAAAGAGAUUUGAGUUAGACAAUGGACAGGCAGUUCCUCCUGAUCAACAACACUCUUCAGGGAGAGAUAAAACGGAAACUGAACAGAAUGUAACUUGUGGUGGAAACACGAAACAAAAGCACGUGAAGAAUACGCUUGGAGAUACAUCGGAUGAACUACCACCACUUGUUAACGCACGUGGCUACAAACGUCGUCUAACAGACGAUAGGACAGACAACAGGUUAAAAUCAGGGCAUCAGCCAAAUAUACCUUCUUCCUCACGAAAAGAUGCGCAAAGUCACCCAGAAACUGUGAACAUCAAGUAUGGUGAGCGUGACUCUGGAAGCAGCUUUGCACUAGCACGCAGUCGUAAUUUAAGCACCGGGUCUAGUGUCUUGAAUAUGAUAUCAAAGCAAACAUCGACAAUGCCAGGGAUAGAUGAGAACUACAGCGGAAAAUUGGCGGAUAUGGAGAAAAACAACUUCGUAGCUAACCUCAUUUUCAAAAAAUGGUACACCUAUGCAGAAACAGAAAAAGUCAUAGGAUCCGUUAGCGGUCUCGUCAGGAACGAUGGACCAGACACAGUUUUGUGUUUAGACACUUCUGCUAGCAUGCAGGGAGCGCCAUUCGAGAAAAUGAUGGACUUAGCUAGCUAUUUUGUCACAGGGAUGGAGGCACUAAAAAAUGUUAAGAAAAUUGAGGGAAACAUUUCCGUGACGACCAUUGGAGCAGAAACGAAGGUUUGGAUACACAUGACCGACGACUUUAAUGCUGUACAGGAAAUUCUUCGCCAAAUACGUGUCCAAGGACCGCGAGGACGAAGUCCAUUAGCUGGUGGAUUGUUGGUGGCCCUAGCUGGAUGCUUGGGGAAUGGUAAACAUAUGUCUUUGGGCCAUUUGAUGAUAUCACCACAGAUUGUGUUGAUAUCAGACGGGAAAGGCACUCCUGACCAUGUCAAAGCAGGACAAGAUUUGAUGGCGGAGAGCAACAAUGACCUAGCAUCUAAGCUCAUUGUGGACUCCAAUCAAAAGGCAGUCUGUGAAAAUCUAAAGCAACGGCGGAACCGAGUGUAUUGUGUUCCUGUGGGAAAUGCAGAUCAGGAUUUGGUACAGACUGCCUUGGAAACCAUAUCCAAAAUCACAUCAGGAAAAGUGUACCUUCCGAGCGCGAUUGAUAAACUUUUGGGAUUGUCAAUGAGAAAAAUAUCAGCUGCUCUGCUACUGUUGGGGGUUAGCAGAAGUCUGGGUUUCCUACCAAAUAAUUUCAUUCUGCGUUUGCUGUUUGAAAGAGACCAAAACCAGGAGCAUUUUACAGAAGAAGAUAAGGUUGAAAUUCUAGAAAUUAUGCACGAUUUUGUGCCUGAGUUACCUGACCUGGUGCUUGCUAUGGAACAUGACGAUGACUUACCUGCCCUUGGAACUCGCGUGCGACGUGGUUCUGGCUGGAAGUACGAAGAUCAAGAUUCUAAGGGCAUGGGGACCGUCUGUUCCCAUGGAAAGGACGGUAAGGUGUGGGUUGAAUGGGACAAUGGAAAAGUUUUCAGCUAUGAUUACAAGACUGAACCAAAAGAUGUCAUGGCUGUGAACGAAUAUAGAGUUCUAAAGUCUGAUGAGUUGAUUGCUACUGGAUGUCGAGUUACCAGGGGUGAUAGAUGGCGGUACGCAGAUGAGGACGGUGGGCCCGGAUCGGUGGGUGUGGUCAUACGGGUGUUCCUGAACGGAUCUGUGAUUAUCCGGUGGCCAAAUAAGUCGUUUUCUAACCUCCAUUACGGAUUUGAUGGCGAAUUUGACGUGAAAAUUGUUACUGAAGAUAUAACUACACCGUUGGACAAUCAGGCGUGUCGUUCAGCGACACACGACGGCUAUGUAGCCUUCGCCAAAACAUCUGUCGGAGACCUGAAUAGAAAAAACAGGCCAUAUCAAAAUUAA